AUGGAAGCGAAUACUAAGUCUGAUAUCACCAACAUUUCAACACAGAGAUCUGGCCUAGGAACCAUUCUUAAUUUUUUCAAGCUCAUAUAUGGACUUGUAAAAUCUGUUGUUGGAUUAAUGUUUAUAUUGACGCUUUAUUCUGUUAUUGGGGCUUAUAUUUUCUUGGCUAUUGAAUCGUCUAAUGAACAGGUUCAGAAGAACGAAAUUAAGUUUGAAAGACAAGGACUGAUAAUGGUCUUAAAAAAUAUGACCUUUUCAGAAAAUACGACUGACAAUGAAGAUCAGCUAAAUAAAUUGCUCAUAAACUAUGAAACAAACGUUAUAAAUGCGUACAGAAAUGGAAUGACUGCUUCAUCAACUGGUGUCCAAUGGCAUUUUCAGUCUGCCGUAUUUUACUGUUUAACAGUAUAUACUACCAUAGGUUAUGGAUGCAUCGUUCCUGUUACAUCACUUGGUAGAUCUGUAACAAUUGUCUAUGCCUUGAUUGGGAUACCACUUGCAUUGGUUAUCUUAGCUAAACUUGGGAAAAAGUUCACAUGGUGGAUUAAAUUUAUGUUCGCAUUGGGCUGUAAGAUUUUCAGAAAGACUUGUGGAAGAUGUAACAAGGUGGUAGACAGUGGAGGAACGGAAUUUAAAGACGUCCCGAAUGGCACCGAAGUCAGACCUGGAGUAAAAGUAUAUUUCGGUUUUGAAUUAGACACGGAAUUUAAUCUGAAUCUUUUCUGGGCAUUGUUGGUUUCAUUAGCGUAUAUAUUUCUUGGCGCAGUGAUGUAUUCGCAUCUUGAGAACUGGACCUAUCUUGAAGCAGCAUAUUAUAUAUUUAUAUCUAUAAGUACAAUUGGAUUCGGUGAUCUUGUUUCUACAAAUAGAGAUUAUUUCGUUCUUUACUCAAUAUACAUAUUCUUUGGACUUUCGUUAAUAUCAAUGUGCAUUAAUGUUGCAAUUGAUGUUCUAACAAAGCAAAUUCAAAAAGCGAAAAUCCAAAGGGAAAAAAUUAAGGAAAAAUUGAGGGGGAGACGAAUUGAACGAGGUAAAGCGAUUGCAAUAGACAAAUGA
Lottia gigantea (owl limpet) is the source of this 1056-nucleotide messenger RNA. RefSeq lists its product as hypothetical. The record is from RefSeq and is a predicted model, not a curated record. NCBI's taxonomy places the organism in Eukaryota, Metazoa, Mollusca, Gastropoda, Lottiidae. The coding region runs from base 1 to 1056 and encodes 351 amino acids. Gene Ontology annotation, biological process: potassium ion transmembrane transport; stabilization of membrane potential. Gene Ontology annotation, cellular component: membrane. Gene Ontology annotation, molecular function: potassium ion leak channel activity. The transcript has 2 exons.